Populus trichocarpa (black cottonwood) is the source of this 1059-nucleotide messenger RNA. RefSeq names its product 11-beta-hydroxysteroid dehydrogenase B. NCBI's taxonomy places the organism in Eukaryota, Viridiplantae, Streptophyta, Magnoliopsida, Malpighiales, Salicaceae. Gene Ontology annotation, molecular function: oxidoreductase activity. Bases 1 to 1059 code for a protein of 352 amino acids. The transcript is spliced from 6 exons. The record is from RefSeq and is a predicted model, not a curated record.
AUGGAUUUUAUAAACUGUGUGUUGAAUUGGGUAGUGCCUCCUGCUAGCUUGGUGAUGCUGGCCUGUUCAUGGCCAGCCUUAUGCUUUAUCAAUACAUGUGAGUGGCUCUACAAAUCUUUCUAUAGUGAGAAUAUGGAGGAUAAAGUUGUUAUCAUCACUGGAGCUUCUUCUGGCAUAGGAGAACAAAUUGCAUAUGAAUAUGCAAAGAGGAGAGUGAAUCUUGUGUUGAUUGCACGUAGAGAGCACAGACUCAGAGGGAUCCGUGAGAAAGCUAGGUAUAUUGGUGCAAAGCAAGUCAUGAUUAUGGCAGCAGACGUAGUCAAGGAAGAUGACUGCAGGAGAUUUGUCAAUGAGACCAUAAGUCACUUUGGCCGAGUGGAUCAUCUUGUCAACACAGCAAGUUUGGGGCAUACCUUUUACUUUGAAGAAGUUGGGGACACCUCUGUGUUGAAACAUUUGUUGGACAUUAAUUUUUGGGGCAAUGUCUAUCCAACUUAUGUGGCUCUUCCAUACAUACAUCAGAGCAGUGGGCGAGUCGUCGUUAAUGCAGCAGUUGAAAGCUGGUUACCUCUACCUAGAAUGAGCUUAUAUGCUGCUGCUAAAGCUGCUCUGGUGAACUUCUAUGAGUCAUUGAGAUUUGAAGUGAGUGGUGAAAUUGGAAUAACAAUUGCAACACAUGGUUGGAUUGGAAGCGAAAUGGGAAGAGGCAAGUUCAUGCAAGAGGAUGGCGCAGAGAUGCUGUGGAAAGAAGAAAGAGAAGUAAAUGGGACUGGCGGGCCGGUGGAGGACUAUGCAAGGAGGAUGGUGUCGGGGGCUUGCCGAGGAGAUCAGUAUGUCAAGUACCCAAGCUGGUAUGAUGUAUUCCUCCUUUACAGGAUGUUUGCACCUGGACUCCUCAACUGGACGCUUCGAAUGUUGCUUGCAUCACACGGUUCAAGAAGAAUGUCUCUGGCAGGCACGGAGAGACCUAUAUUUGAAGGCAGCAGCAGCCCUCCGAGGAAAUUUCUUACAUUCUCCCACCUCAAUCCCCAGAAAAUACAGAUGCAGAAACAAGAAUAA